AAUCGCAAAAUCACCGGUGGGUGAAUUGAUGCUGAGCAGCAAAACUACAGCCCCAGUUUUAUGAUUGGAUGUUUCUGACACGGGAAGUGUUUACUACGCGUCGCUGUCCGUACUACAGUUGGGUACUCAUGACAGUAUGGCUGGAAUGUAGAGUGUGUGGUGCUGACAAGAAGGAAUAAAGAGGGCGCGUGUGGUGCGCUUUUUGUUGUAAGAACAUCGUUGUUUAGCUAGCUAUAAAGUUAGCAUAGCGAAUCUCCUUUCCAAAUAUGUUUCCUAGGAUGCAUUGUCUUGCUAAAGUUGCAUUGGCACUGCAGGGCGGUGGGCGACGUUACAUUGGCCUAACUUGUCUAAAUGGGGUAAGAACCUUGACUAGAGGGCUUAGUAAUUCUGGGGCUGCCGAGCGUGGCGAAACACAUAACAAUGAAAACGAACUAUAUGAUAUUAUCAUUUCUGGCGGAGGAAUGGUGGGCACUGCAAUGGCUUGUUCUUUGGGUAUGGAUCCGAAUUUGGAGGGGAAGAAGAUCCUUCUGCUAGAAGCUGGGAAUAGGAAAGUUAUGGACACAGUCCCAGAGUCCUACAGCACGAGAGUCAGUUCUGUCAGCCCAGGCUCUGCAACUCUUCUCAGUGGUAUUGGAGCAUGGGAUCACAUAGUAAAUAUGAGAUGCAAGCCUUAUCAGAGGAUGCAGGUUUGGGACGCGUGCUCGGAUGCCCUGAUCACUUUCGAUAAGGAGAACCUGGAGGAUGAGAUGGCUUACAUCGUUGAGAAUGAUGUCAUCGUGGCAGCCCUGACAAAACAGCUGGAAACACUCCCUGAUAAUGUGAAGGUCCAGUACAGGACUAAGGUGGUGAAGUAUGUCUGGCCCAUGUCCUACCAGGCUGCAGGCUCCAUCCCCUGGGUGCAGGUGAAGCUGGCCAAUGGCGAAACAUUGCAGACCAAGUUGCUGAUUGGGGCUGAUGGGUCAAACUCUAUGGUGAGAAAGGAAGCAGGAAUACCCACAGUCAAGUGGAACUACGACCAGUCUGCUGUUGUGGCGGUCCUGCAUUUGUCCGAACCCACAGAAAACAAUGUGGCAUGGCAGAGAUUCCUUCCAACUGGUCCUAUCGCAAUGCUUCCACUAUCUGACACAAUGAGCUCCCUGGUGUGGUCUACCAGCCACCAGCAUGCGGAGGAACUGCUGGAGCAGGAUGAAGAGAGUUUUGUUGAUGCCAUCAACUCUGCCUUUUGGAGUAACGACAACCACUCGGAGCUGAUCGAGACGGCCGGGUCACUUUUCCGGACGGCGCUGUCGUUCCUAAUGCCCGCCGGGUCAUCCGCGCGCCAGCUGCCGCCCAGCGUGGCCAGCAUCGGGCCGAAAAGCAGGGUCACGUUCCCCUUGGGCAUGGGCCACGCCUCGGAGUACAUCAGGCACCGCGUGGCCCUCAUCGGGGACGCUGCUCACAGAGUACACCCAUUGGCUGGCCAGGGGGCAAACCUGGGAUUUGGGGAUGUGGCAUUUCUCACUCAGGUCCUGAGCCAAGCAUCCUUUAAUGGGCAAGACCUGGGGGCCAUGCAGCACCUCCUGGAAUACGAGACGGAGCGCCAGCGCCACAACCUGCCCAUGAUGGCCGCCAUCGACCUCAUGAAGCGGCUCUACUCCACCAACUCCGCUCCCGUGGUGCUGCUGCGCACCCUCGGCCUGCAGGCCACCAAUGCUGUGCCACCCGUUAAGGAGCAAAUCAUGGCAUUUGCAAGCAAGUGAGAGACUACCUAUGAAGUGAUGCUGGUGGGAGAACAUGGUAUCAUGGUGGUGUCAUGUGUAAAAGUGUAAAUUAAUAAAGUUUUAUUUUAAUUUCA
Messenger RNA from Conger conger (European conger), 1834 nucleotides. It is a transcript of the gene coq6, whose product is annotated as coenzyme Q6 monooxygenase. The transcript is spliced from 12 exons. The coding region runs from base 267 to 1739 and encodes 490 amino acids. Gene Ontology annotation, molecular function: FAD binding; oxidoreductase activity, acting on paired donors, with incorporation or reduction of molecular oxygen, NAD(P)H as one donor, and incorporation of one atom of oxygen; 2-octaprenyl-6-methoxyphenol hydroxylase activity. Gene Ontology annotation, biological process: ubiquinone biosynthetic process. Lineage: Eukaryota; Metazoa; Chordata; Actinopteri; Anguilliformes; Congridae. The record is from RefSeq and is a predicted model, not a curated record. Gene Ontology annotation, cellular component: mitochondrion.